Pollicipes pollicipes is the source of this 1122-nucleotide messenger RNA. Its product is annotated as protein HGH1 homolog. Lineage: Eukaryota; Metazoa; Arthropoda; Thecostraca; Pollicipedomorpha; Pollicipedidae. The record is from RefSeq and is a predicted model, not a curated record.
ACAAUCCAUCUGCAAGUGAUGAGGCUUUGAGCGAGUUGGCCCGCUUCCUGAAGGUUGAGGCCAGACAAGAUGUGAAGGCUGCUGCUCUGCAGCAUGUUCUUGGUCUGACCGGCUCGGACGCCGGCUGCCGGCAGCUGAUGGCCGCGCCCGAACUGCUGUCGCGCCUGAAGCAGCUGAUGGCCGACGAGGCGUCGGCGGCGGCCGGCCGGGACGCGAGUCUGGCGCUGCUCAGCCUGUCGGGCCGGGCGGCGGCCGCGCAGCCUCUGCUGGCGGCGCCCGGGCCCGACACGGCCGCGCUGCUGCUGCGGCUGGCGGCGCGGCCCGGCGCACUGGCCGACCCCUGCUGCAUGACGCUGUCGAACCUUAGCCGCGCGCCGGCGCCGUGCCGCGAGCUGUGGCGCCGCCUGGAGGAGGGCCCUGUCACCGUGGACGACCUGGUGACGGCCCUCUGCCAGCGCGACUACAACACGGCCGGGUGUCACCUGAACUACCUGGGGCCGCUGCUGUCCAACCUCACCCAGCUGCCCGAGGCCCGCCGGUACAUGCUGAGCAGGGAUCGAGUGCUGUUUCAGCGCGCCUUGCCCUUCACAGAGUACAAGGAGUCACUGGUACGGCGAGGAGGCGUCGUCGGCGCCAUCAAGAACUGCUGCUUCGAAACAGAGAGCCACCUGUGGCUGCUGGGUGACGAGGUGGACCUGCUGCCGCGGCUGCUGCUGCCGCCGCUGACCGGCCCGGAGCCGUACGACGACGAGGACAUGGAACAGCUGCCCGUCGACUUGCAGUACAUGGACGAGAGCAAGACGCGGGAGCCCGACGUCGACAUACGCCGCAUCCUCCUCGAGGCCAUGACACAGCUGUGCGCGACGACAGACUCGCGCGAGCUGGUCAGCAAGGGUGCCUACCUGAUCCUGCGCGAGUACCACAAGUGGGAGACAGACGAGGAGGCGUUGCGGCUCUGUGAGGAGUUGGUCAACAUCCUCAUCAAGACGGAGCCCGAGAUCGGCGUGGACAACCUCAAGGCGGUGGACAUCCCCAGCGACGUGGCCGCCCGGCUGGACCAGGUCACGUGACCACACAGGCCGCACGGACGCCUUCUUUUCAAUAUAUUUACAACAACUUGGA